Molecule: messenger RNA, 1176 nt
Organism: Cucurbita moschata (crookneck pumpkin)
Lineage: Eukaryota; Viridiplantae; Streptophyta; Magnoliopsida; Cucurbitales; Cucurbitaceae
Product: protein NEN4-like
Exons: 6
Coding region: 1-810 (269 amino acids)
Molecular function (GO): nucleic acid binding; 3'-5' exonuclease activity
Source: RefSeq, a predicted model, not a curated record
AUGGAAGCUGAGAUCGUCUUCUUCGACUUGGAAACUACAGUGCCCAAUAGAAUCGGGCAACGGUUUCGAGUAUUGGAAUUCGGUGCUAUUGUCAUCUGCCCCAUGAAGCUUGUGGAGCUUCAGAGCUUUGCUACCCUCAUCAGGCCGAAGGAUCUGUCGGCUGUUUCAUUGAGGUCCACCCGACCUGAUGGGAUAACAAGAGAAAUCGUUGCCACUGCGCCAUUGUUUGAGGAAGUUGCAGACAAGAUUUUCAGCAUCUUGAAUGGAAGGAUAUGGGCAGGCCAUAACAUUCGAAGAUUCGAUUGUGUUCGUAUUAGGGAGGCGUUCGCGGAGAUUGGCAGGCCUGCUCCUACCCCAGUUGGGAUGGUUGAUUCCUUAGGAAUCUUAACUCACAAGUUUGGCAAGAGAGCAGGGAACAUGAAGAUGGCAUCAUUGGCUUCUUACUUUCAGCUGGGGCAGCAAAAGCACAGGAGCCUUGAUGAUGUUCGUAUGAACUUGGAGGUCCUCAAGCAUUGUGCUACUGUUCUAUUUCUGGAAUCGACCCUCCCAAGCAUAUUGCAGGGGAAGUGGAAGACUUCAUCCACCAUAACAACCCGAAACAGAGCAAAUGGGAAGCUGCAUUGCAGAGAGGAAAGUAGUCGAAAAUCCCCUCCAUCGUCGCCUGGGUAUCAACUGAGAUCAGCUCCUUAUGCAAGGGAAAGACUGGGAAUUGGAAAGAUGGCAGCUGAGGUAAAGAAUGUAUUCUGCAUGGCUCACCGAAAGCCGCAUCUUAACGUCUUACUUAAACAUUCUCGAUCGCUACUAAGGUAACUGAAACCAAAGAAUGUAGUCUGAACAUAACAAACAGAGUUCAUUCUUUCAUUCUUUCAUUACUUCAUCUGUAAAAGAGUGAUAGAUGAUGUUCUUGGGAGAGAUUCUUUGAUGCACAGAGAUGUAACAAUAUUAGCAUAAUCAAACAGUUCAUUCUUUCAUAAAUAGCAGAGUACAUGUUACUAGGCAAUGUUGAAUGUCAAAAUGUACAUAUAAUUAAUGGGGUUCGUAUUUUUUUUACAAUUUGGAUGAAUAAGUGAGGGAGGGAAGGAAGGAAGGACAUGUGUUUGUCUAGUUAGUAUGAACUUUAAGUCCAUUCCAACUAAAGUUUGAUGGGAAAGUCCAAAGGAAUGGUGUUUGUUUCAA